Messenger RNA from Cryptomeria japonica (Japanese cedar), 531 nucleotides. RefSeq names its product probable 2' cyclic ADP-D-ribose synthase BdTIR. Gene Ontology annotation, biological process: signal transduction. The record is from RefSeq and is a predicted model, not a curated record. The transcript has a single exon. The coding region runs from base 1 to 531 and encodes 176 amino acids. NCBI's taxonomy places the organism in Eukaryota, Viridiplantae, Streptophyta, Pinopsida, Cupressales, Cupressaceae.
AUGGCGAGGGGAAAUGAGAUUACCAAUUCUGCCUUUACUGAAAUGUUGCCGCCGUCUGUAUCGUUUUCAUCUCCAAAAGAAGGCGUGAGCUACGAGGUAUUCAUAAGCCAUCGUGGCCCUGACACCAAGGAAACCCUAGCCGCCUCAAUCUACCAUGCCCUCAAACUCAUGGGACUUCAAGUUUUCUUAGAUAAACCGGAGUUUGAACUUGGUAAUUCCAUACCAUCUAAAAUACUAGAGGCUAUCUGUACCUCUUUCCUUCAUGUUGCUAUCCUUUCACCCGGAUAUGCAGAAUCCACUUGGUGUCUGGAAGAGUUGUCUCUAAUGCUCAAAACUGGGCAGACAAUCAUUCCUGUCUUCUACAAUGUUAAUCCCAGUGAUAUCCAUUGGAUUUCUAAGGAACCCUUUGCUGAAGCAUUUUGCAAGCAUGAAGCCACGAAGAGAUAUAGUCCAGAGAAGGUUAAGGAUUGGAAGUCGGCGCUGCAACAGGUUUCAUAUCUUAUAGGCCCCAUUGUCAACAGUGAGGAGUAA